Polyodon spathula (Mississippi paddlefish) is the source of this 3441-nucleotide messenger RNA. Its product is annotated as MAU2 chromatid cohesion factor homolog. Gene Ontology annotation, cellular component: SMC loading complex; chromatin. The record is from RefSeq and is a predicted model, not a curated record. The coding region runs from base 42 to 1865 and encodes 607 amino acids. Gene Ontology annotation, biological process: maintenance of mitotic sister chromatid cohesion; mitotic sister chromatid cohesion. Lineage: Eukaryota; Metazoa; Chordata; Actinopteri; Acipenseriformes; Polyodontidae. The transcript has 20 exons. Gene Ontology annotation, molecular function: double-stranded DNA binding; protein binding.
GGACGCGGUAGUCGUGGGUUGUUGUUGUUGUUGACGGUAAAAUGGCGUCUGGCGGAGAGGCCCCGGAGUCUUGGUACCUCGCCCUGCUAGGCUUCGCGGAACAUUUCCGUACCUCCAGCCCCCCCAAGAUCCGCCUCUGCGUCCACUGUCUCCAGGCUGUUUUCCAGUUCAAGCCGCCGCAAAGGGUCGAGGCGCGGACCCACCUGCAGCUCGGGUCGGUGCUGUACCACCACACGAAGAACAGCGAGCUCGCCAGGAAUCACUUGGAGAAAGCGUGGUUGGUAUCUCAACAAAUCCCUCAAUUUGAAGAUGUUAAAUUUGAAGCUGCCAGUCUUUUAUCAGAACUGUAUUGCCAACAGAAUUUGGUUGAUUCAGCAAAGCCCCUUCUGCGCAAGGCAAUCCAGAUCUCACAACAAACCCCAUACUGGCACUGUCGGCUCCUGUUUCAACUUGCGCAACUGCACACGCUGGAGAAGGACCUUGUGUCAGCGUGCGAUCUUCUGGGAGUGGGAGCAGAAUAUGCCAGGGUAGUGGGAUCGGAGUACACCAGAGCGGACAGGAGCAUUUUGUUGUUGAGAGCACUGUUUCUCUUGAGUAAAGGAAUGUUGCUACUGAUGGAGCGGAAGCUGCAGGAGGUGCACCCCUUGCUGACGCUGUGCGGUCAGAUCGUGGAGAACUGGCAGGGAAACCCCAUCCAGAAGGAGUCUCUGCGAGUCUUCUUCCUGGUGCUGCAGGUCACGCACUACCUAGACGCUGGGCAGGUUAAAAGUGUGAAGCCAUGCUUGAAGCAGUUGCAGCAGUGCAUCCAGACCAUCUCCACGCUCCACGAUGAUGAGAUUCUGCCCAGCAACCCUGCCGAUCUCUUCCACUGGCUGCCAAAGGAGCACAUGUGUGUGCUUGUCUAUCUGGUGACGGUUAUGCAUUCCAUGCAAGCUGGCUAUUUGGAGAAGGCUCAGAAAUACACUGACAAAGCACUCAUGCAGUUAGAAAAAUUAAAAAUGCUCGACUGCAGCCCGAUCCUGUCCUCGUUCCAGGUAAUACUGCUGGAGCACAUCAUCAUGUGUCGCCUCGUCACCGGACACAAAGCCACUGCACUGCAGGAGAUAUCCCAGGUGUGCCAGUUGUGCCAGCAGUCCCCCAGGUUAUUCUCCAAUCACGCUGCUCAGCUCCACACUUUACUAGGUCUUUAUUGCAUUUCUGUAAACUGCAUGGAUAACGCAGAGGCGCAGUUCACGACAGCACUGCGGCUGACCACGCAUCAGGAAUUGUGGACGUUUAUUGUGACCAACCUGGCCAGUGUCUACAUCAGAGAAGGAAACCGGCAGCAGGAGCUUUUCAGUCUGCUGGAGAGGAUAAACCCUGAUCACAAUUUCCCUGUAAGUUCCCACUGUUUACGCGCCGCUGCUUUCUACAUCAGAGGGCUCUUCUCCUUUUUCCAAGGACGCUACAACGAAGCGAAGAGAUUCUUGCGAGAGACCCUGAAAAUGUCCAACGCAGAAGACCUGAAUCGAUUGACGGCCUGUUCACUUGUUCUGCUCGGACACAUAUUCUACGUUCUGGGAAACCACAGGGAGAGCAAUAACAUGGUUGUACCAGCCAUGCAACUGGCCAGCAAGAUCCCAGACAUGUCUGUCCAGCUGUGGUCAUCUGCUUUGCUGAAAGAUCUGAACAAGGCGUGUGGGAAUACGAUGGAUGCUCACGAAGCUGCUCAGAUGCACCAGAAUUUCUCCCAGCAACUCCUCCAGGACCACAUCGCAGCCUGCAGCCUUCCUGAGCACAACCUCAUCACCUGGACAGACGGACCCCCUCCAGUGCAGUUCCAAGCCCAAAACGGACCGACCACCAGCCUGGCCAGCCUGCUGUGAGAGGCUGCACACUUCAGAGGGACAACGCGGGGGUAGGGGGUGGAGAGCACAUGUGGAGCCCAGAGGAAACAAAGCAGGAGCACUAUACUGCCAUGACCUACAGUAUUGUAUCUAGAUCUCUUUUUAGAUAUUAUUAACUUAUGGUUCUUUCUAUGGUAGCAGAGGCUGUAUGGACCUCCCUACAGGAAAGGCUUUUAUAUUGGACAAGCCUGCGCCUGUUCUUGAGAAACGGUUGUGGACACAGCGUUGCACAGAGUCAUCCGGACAGAAUGUAGAGAAACAGUUGUAAGAAACACCAGCCAAAGGAUAGGGUCGGUGUAAAACACUAUGCGGAGAAUUUCAGCAUGCUUUCAAAGUUGUAGACUGGAGACGAUAGAAGCUGGAAAAUUUUUCAGAAGCUGUGGGUCACAGCCCAGUGUGUGUGUGUCACCCUUCUGAAUCGAUGGGAGACUUUCCAUUCAAUAAGAGGUUUUAAUUUUUUUUUAAAACCAUUUUAAUGCCGCAGUAUUUGAUUAAACAAUCACAUUUCACUUCAUCCCAUCACAUUGAGGAAUGUUGAUUAUUUAAUAUAUUAAAAAAACAACAAGGAAACAGAUCUCCCCACUGUGCCUACGAUAUUUGCAGCCAGCUAGCUGCUGGUUCUUUCUGCUAUAAAUACACUUGGGCUAAUCUAGCUUAUGUUGCAUAUACAGUAUCUAUGGUGUGCAACUAGAAUAUAAGAGCAGCUUCUGAAUUCAAAGGUAAUUCAUAAAGGUAAGUGGACAUUAAAAACAACAACAAACUAUAAGAAAAUAAAAAUUGAAGCUGCUUCCUCUUUUAAUGUCACACAGUCAAUCCUGUACAGUUUAAAAGCCAAUUUUCUAUUUCCUAGGAUGAAUGAAUCCUCGUAAUCUGGAAUCCUCAGUUUCCUCUUAAACCCUGUACUGGAGAUCCAGCGUACUUUUAUCUUUUCAGUUAAAGGUCACAUAACAUUUAUAGUCACAGUAGAAAGGCCCUUUCUACUGUACCCCAGAGAAGCUUUCAUAUACUGUAGUUGCAUAUCUCCUCCAGCAGGUGUCACUGUUGAGCGGUUUUUGAAGCUCCCAAGAGCUAGGCAGGUUUUAUUAUAGAAACAGAAAAUCUAUUAAAAUGUUUUGUGUAACCCCCCCCCUUUUUUUUUUUUUUUUUGGUGGUCUCCUAUGAAUUAUCAUCUAUCCUAGUACCUUCUCUUUCCUUUGCCAUUUUCCCCCCUAUACUCUACUCUUGUAUGAUACAUUUCACCAUGCACGUUCAUAUUUUUAGCUGUACAGAUCAUGACAUGUAAUUAUAACUCUUUUUUUGGUUUGUUUCUAGUAAAUAGACCUACGUUUUGCUUAACUCUGCAGUUUGAGAAAAAAAAAUGAUUACGUUUUGUAAAGUUUGAAUAUUUGUAUGCCACACUUAACAAUAUUCUCUUAACCUUUUUAUUUUAUUUUCCAAAUAUUCAAUAUUAGUUUGUACAAAGAUUGCAAAACUUGUUUGAAAACAUUGUGUACCAUCAUAGUUUUUUUUUUUUUUCCUUAGACGUUCAUUUGCUAUGAUAAAGAAUUAAACUUUU